GGGGUGUGUGCGUUGAAGCCGAGAUCAGCUUCAGGCGGCACUCAUGAAGUUCAAGCACGGGUCGGCUUUCAGAAUGAAGAAGGUUGUUCUGAACAGCAAAGUGCAGCCUACCUACAUCUCUGCAGACUUGAAGAUGACUGUGGACUUGCAGAAGACCCAGAUGACAGCGAACAUGUGCGUGUCCAGGCUUUCAGUGAAGGACGUGCUGUCCAUUUCGAGCCGAAUGGCUUUCGAUCUGACAGCUGUUGUCCGUACUGUUUCCAGUGCAAAGACGGCGCAACUGAGAUCUGGCCAGGCUUCAGAGGUGGUGGAAGUGGUGAUGGCAGACGGCUCCAAGGGUGAUGAUGGGUCGCUGCUGUGCUUGACAGUGUCCGUUUGGUCAAGGCUCAGGAGGGGCGCGUGGUGCCUUCGUAGGCUUGACAGCUGUGCGGGUGAACAGCGGAGACUCCACGUUCAUAGUGCCGGGACAUGGACGCUGUGCUAUCUUCAGAUGCGCCAACUGCAUCCGUGGGUGGCUUUGUGCCCAGUCAGCUGCCUUUUGACAUCGCCACGGACGCUGCGUUGUUGACGACAUGCCACAUUGUGGAGAGCAUGGCGGAAAACAUGCAGCUGGGGGCAAGUGAGGCUGAGCUAUUUCAGCUGAACGGCGUGCAUGUGCAGCCGCCGCAGGAUGACAACGUGCUGACCAAAGACUUGAGCAGAAUCUUUUUCCUCACCCGUGCCUUGGACUACUCCGGAGGGACAAUGGUCGGCGUCACACAAAAAAGCGCUUGGGUGUGCGGACAGGGCCACACAGGCCAAGAACCGCGAGCUGCAACUCCCAGUGCUGGCCACAGUGCGGCUGGUGCGCAGCGUGCGUGACUUGAAGAGCGCCCGUGAUGCUGCUGACGCGGCUGACGCUGGCAAGGUUGUCAACGCUGUGGUGCUGAAAGCCGCGCACUACUCCAUCGAAGAGCUGCCCAGAAAAGCCGUGGGCGAUUUGCUUGGCUUGCUGGCUUGCACCAGCGCGGCCACAGAUGGUCUUCUGCCUUGCCAGCUGCACCGUGUGACCAUGUUGCCGCACUACGGCUUUCAGAUUGACUACGACGGCAACAAGCGAACUUGCAGUCGUGCGUUGGCGCUCCUCAAGAGCUCAGGGAAAAGCGUCACCACAUCUAUGGGCAGCGGCUACAAAGUGACCACCAAAGACAUCAAGGAUGGCAGCAGUCAGGAUGCCCAGGCCUUCACAGUGUCCGGGUACUGCUUGCUUGAGAAUGUCACAGAGUUUAAGCUGGAU
This is a messenger RNA of Effrenium voratum, 1276 nucleotides long. The record is from the annotation of a GenBank genome assembly. Lineage: Eukaryota; Dinophyceae; Suessiales; Symbiodiniaceae.